Molecule: messenger RNA, 981 nt
Organism: Marmota monax (woodchuck)
Lineage: Eukaryota; Metazoa; Chordata; Mammalia; Rodentia; Sciuridae
Product: chemerin-like receptor 1
Exons: 1
Coding region: 1-981 (326 amino acids)
Biological process (GO): complement receptor mediated signaling pathway; positive regulation of cytosolic calcium ion concentration; phospholipase C-activating G protein-coupled receptor signaling pathway
Cellular component (GO): plasma membrane
Molecular function (GO): N-formyl peptide receptor activity; complement receptor activity
Source: RefSeq, a predicted model, not a curated record
AUGGAGGACCCUGCAGAGACUCCGCGGUUGGCUCCCCAUGAGGCGCUGUGCCUGCCCUGGGCCUCCCUCAUCCUCCUCUACUCCCUGGUGGCACUCACCUCCUACUUGCUGGAGGUGACCAGCCACGGCCUGCUGAUCAAGGCUGCGGGCCCCCUCCUGCCUUCCCCUUUGUCGGCUGCCUGGUUUGGCCACCAGGCCACCACCGAUGCCAUCUUCACAGUCCUUCUGCCGCUGACCCUCACCUGGACACGCUCCUGCUGGCCCCUGGGUGCUGCCUUCUGCCGUCUGGACCCCAGCCUGGCCUUCCUGACCUUCUACGCCAGUGGCCGCCUGCUGACCCGCGCGGCUGCUGACUGCCAGGCUGUCCUGCUGCAGCCCGCCUGGGCGCUGGCUCACCACACGGCUCGCCAGGUGGUUUUCUGGGCCGCUGGGUUCUGGCUCCUCCUGCUGGGCCUCGGUGGGUCAGCCCUGCGAGCCCUGAGGGACCAGGCAAGCCCCGCUGACCCCUACAACAGGACACCUGCAGGGCAGCUCCCCAGCCAAGGCCAGGGCUCCAGAUCCUGGGGCCACGUGCUGGACCAGCUGGUGUUUGGGCUUGGGGUGCCCCUGGGGGUGCUGAGCACCUUCCACAGCCUCCUGCGGGCCAGGCUGUGGUUGGCGAGGCUCACGGGGCGGCCCCCACUGCUGGGCAUGCCCUGGGCCACCAGGGCCAUGCUGUUUCUCUGUUGGUUCCCCUUCCACCUGCUGCUUCUCCUGAGGCUCCUGGGGAUGCAGGAGGCUGGACUGGACCUGGGGGACGUCUGGGUGCUUCUCAGACCCUUGGGGUUCACCCUGGUGGUGGCCAGUGGCUGCCUCAACCCCUUGCUCUAUGUGUGUGUGGCCCAGGCCCUCGGGCGACAGCUGUGUCAGUCCCUCUGGUCCUGCCCCAGGGGAGCAUCUGGGGAGGAGACUGGUGGGCUGAGCCCUCCUGCAGCGACCUGA